CGCCGGCUUCGCCAUCUUCGGAAUAUUGCUGCACGUAACAUUAUCAAUAAGAAUGGCUAUCGCCUCUUGGAUACGUACUUCACGCUUCACUUGUGUGAUAAUGCCAAGAUAUACAAAGAAUUUUAUAAGAGUGAGGUGAUCAAGAAUUCUCUGAAUCCAACAUGGAGGAGUCUGGACUUUGGAAUAAUGCCUGAUCGUCUUGAUACCUCUGUCUCCUGUUUUGUUGUGAGGAUCUGGGGUGGCAAGAAAGAGCACUUUCAGCUGCUGAUUGAAUGGAAGGUCAAUCUAGAUGGGUUAAAGUACUUGGGCCAGCAGAUACACGCAAGAAACCCAAAUGAGAUUAUUUUUGGUCUCAAUGAUGGUUAUUACGGAGCUUCAUUUGAACAGAAGGAUCACUCAGGUACCCUGAAGAACAGUCUUCUCCAGGUGGAUCAGAACUGCGUUCGUAACUCUUAUGAUGUCUUCUCUUUGCUUAG
Mesitornis unicolor (brown roatelo) is the source of this 476-nucleotide messenger RNA. Its product is annotated as UV radiation resistance-associated gene protein-like. The transcript is spliced from 5 exons. NCBI's taxonomy places the organism in Eukaryota, Metazoa, Chordata, Aves, Mesitornithiformes, Mesitornithidae. The record is from RefSeq and is a predicted model, not a curated record. The annotation marks the transcript as partial.